Eimeria acervulina is the source of this 1299-nucleotide messenger RNA. RefSeq lists its product as hypothetical. The record is from RefSeq and is a predicted model, not a curated record. The transcript is spliced from 3 exons. NCBI's taxonomy places the organism in Eukaryota, Apicomplexa, Conoidasida, Eucoccidiorida, Eimeriidae. The coding region runs from base 1 to 1299 and encodes 432 amino acids.
AUGGAGAAGGAAUCCGCUUGCUGCUACAUCCCCCUGCAGGAUGUAGCAGCAGCAGAUGCACGGACGGAAUCAACAGCUGCCGCAGCAGCCGCAGCAGCAGCAGCAGCAGCAGCAACCGAAGCAGCAGCCGCGGCAACACAAGCAGCGGAAACAGCAGCAGCAGCAGCAGAAUCAGCAGCUUCCUCGUUUUGCGUUGACUCUGGUGGAGUUAACCUCUGCGCAAGUCUGGAGGCCCACAGCUAUGCCUGCAGCAGCAACAAGCCAUGCAGCAGCAGGAGCAGGAGCAGCAGCAGCAGCAGCAGCAGCAGCAGCAGCAGUCAUUUGCACUGUGUUGAGAGGCAGCGCAGCAGCAGCUGCAGCAGCAGCAGUCAUUUGCACUGUGUUGAGAGGCAGCGCAGCAGCAGCUGCAGCAGCCGCGGCAGCGGACAGAGGAGGAGCCAGCAGAGCAGCAGGAGAAGCAGCAGCAGCAGUGCAGCAGCAGGGCUGCCUUGGGGCUCUUUGCUGCUGCUGUGCGUAGCAGGUGUGGGGCCCCACCUAUUUCGACAUGCUCUUGCUGCUGCUGAGUUGCUGCUGCUGCAGCUGCAGCAGCUGCGCUACAGUCAAGCUGCACAUGGUUCAGAUUCAACCUGCAGCAACAACAACAGCAGCAGCAACAACAGCAACAACAACAGGGUUACUGCACCAGAAAUAGUCUUCAGCGACAUGAGCAGCAGCAGCACCAGCAGCAGCAGCAGCAGCAGCACCAGUAGCAGCAGCAGCAGCAUCAGUAGCAGCAACAGCAGCAACAACAACGGCCAAGGGAGCCCUCCUUCUGCUGCUUGCAGCAAUGCGAGCGUCAAGGCGCUCGAUCUUACCCCUUAUGACGGGAUAUCUUCAGCAGCAGCAGCAGCAGCAGCAACAGCAGCAGCAGCAGCAGGAGCAGCGAGCAAAGUGGAGAGCAGCUGCAGCCGCUCUUCUCUGUCGCUCCCAACGGAGGACAGCGCAGCCAUGCAGCUGCUGCUGCGCAAAUUUUCUUCGUUACAGAGCCGCAUGGAGAGUCUUGAGGCUCUGCAGCAGCAGCAAGAGCAGCAGCAGCAGCAGCAGCAACAGCAGCAACACCAACGAGACAGCCGCCAUCGUGGGAGAUUCCGCAGUGGUGAUUGUCGCAGCUUAGAGUAUCAUGCAGCAGCAGCAGAAGCAGCAGGAGAAGCAGCAGGAGAAGCAGCAGCAGAAGCAGCAGAGGGGGGCGGGGUAGAAGGACGUGCAGCAGCAGCAGGAGCAGCAGCAGGAGUUUGGCGGCUGGUGAUUGUCGCAGCUUAG